Molecule: messenger RNA, 1308 nt
Organism: Erinaceus europaeus (western European hedgehog)
Lineage: Eukaryota; Metazoa; Chordata; Mammalia; Eulipotyphla; Erinaceidae
Gene: GYG1
Product: glycogenin 1
Exons: 8
Coding region: 110-1162 (350 amino acids)
Cellular component (GO): cytoplasm
Molecular function (GO): glycosyltransferase activity
Source: RefSeq, a predicted model, not a curated record
UAAGAGCUCCCGGGGCGCGCCCGCCCCGCCUCCCGCUGCCGCGCUCCCACCGGCGCCGCUGCUCCGCUCCCCGGCCGGCUGCUGCAGCGGCCCCGCGCCCGGCAGCACCAUGGCAGAUCAGGCCUUUGUGACAUUAACCACAAACGAUGCCUAUGCCAAAGGGGCUCUGGUCCUGGGCUCAUCUCUGAAGCAGCACAGGACCACUAGGAGGCUGGUGGUGCUGACCACCCCACAGGUCUCAGAGCCCAUGAGGAAAGCUUUAGAGAUGGUCUUUGAUGAAGUCAUCACGGUGGACGUCUUGGACAGUGGAGAUUCUGCCCAUCUGACCUUAAUGAAGAGACCUGAGCUGGGUGUGACAUUAACUAAGCUCCACUGCUGGUCCCUUACCCAGUACACCAAGUGUGUGUUCAUGGAUGCAGAUACUCUGGUCCUAGAAAACAUUGAUGAUCUUUUCGAAAGAGAAGAACUAUCGGCAGCACCAGACCCAGGGUGGCCUGACUGCUUCAACUCUGGCGUCUUUGUUUAUCAGCCUUCUGUUGACACCUACACCCAGCUGCUGCACCAUGCUUCUGAGCAAGGUAGCUUUGAUGGUGGGGACCAGGGUUUACUGAACACGUUCUUUAGCAGCUGGGCAACCACAGAUAUCAGAAAACACCUGCCAUUUAUUUAUAACCUAAGCAGCAUUUGUAUAUACUCCUACCUCCCAGCCUUCAAAGCGUUUGGUGCAAAUGCCAAAGUCGUGCAUUUCCUGGGACGAAUCAAACCGUGGAAUUAUACUUACGAUCCUAAAACAAAAAACGUGAGAAGUGAGUCCCACGAUCCUACCACGACUCAUCCAGAGUUUCUCAGCCUGUGGUGGGACAUCUUUACCACCAAUAUUGCACCUCUGCUUCAACAGUACGGCCUUGUCAAAGACACCUACUCAUGUGUAAACGUGCUUUCAGACUUGGCCUAUACACUGACUUUCUCUUGUGGCUUCUGUAGAAAGGAAGCUUUCUCAGGAGCCGUGGCACAACUGUCCCUUGGGGAGAGUCCAGCUACGAUACAGCCAUUUGUGUCCUCAGAAGAACGGAAAGAGCGGUGGGAACAGGGACAGGCUGACUACAUGGGAGCAGACUCCUUUGACAACAUCAAGAGGAAACUUGACACUUACCUUCAGUAAAAAACACUGCCACUUCCCUGUGGGCACAUCCACUUUACAGGCACUUGGUUCCUGAUACUUAACAUCUCCAGCCAGGUUGGGAAAGGUCUGUUACAGUUGCUAGAGGCAUUCACUGAGUUUUUCAGAGGAGAGAGGGUUUUGUAGGA